CACACACACACACACACACGCGCAGCCGGUGCCAUCGAGCAGCACGUUUCUUUUUGUCCGUGCGCUCCGCGGACUGCUGCCUGUGGGCUUUUUUUGCGACACCGAAGGGCGGAUGAAGACAAACGCAAAGAUCUUCAUGUCCGGUGUUUGAAAGCGGAUCCCUUAAAUACAGACUGUUCCCCCCCCCCCUCCCACACACACACAGCUUUUUUGUUGUUGUUGUUUGUCUUUGACACCAUGGAGUCUGUGGAGAAGGAGUGCGGGGCGCUGGGUGGAUUAUUCCAGGCCAUCGUGAACGACAUGAAGAGCUCUUACCCCGUGUGGGAAGACUUCAGUGCCAAGGCCACAAAACUGCACUCUCAACUCAGGACCACGAUUCUGGCAGCGGUGGCCUUCCUCGAUGCCUUUCAGAAGGUGGCAGACAUGGCCACCAACUCCAGAGGCGCCACCAGGGACGUCGGCUCGGCUCUGACGAGGAUGUGCAUGCGACACCGCAGCAUUGAGACCAAAUUACGCCACUUCACCAAUGCUCUCAUGGAAGGCCUGGUUACACCACUCCAGGACAGAAUAGAGGAAUGGAAGAAGACGGCUAAUCAGCUGGACAAAGACCAUGCCAAAGAAUACAAGCGGUCUCGCCAGGAAAUCAAGAGAAAAUCGCUAGAUACCAUCAAACUCCAGAAAAAAGCAAGAAAAGGGCGGGGGAACCUGCGCCCGCAGCUGGACAGCGCCAUGCAGGACGUCAGCGACUUGUACCUGCUGAUGGAGGAGACGGAGAAGCAGGCGGUGCGCAGAGCGCUGCUGGAAGAGAGGGGGCGUUACUGUGCGUUCAUCGGCCUGCUGCAGCCCGUGGUGAAUUUGGAGAUCGCCAUGCUGGGAGAGAUAACCCAUUUGCAGCCAAUCGUUGAUGACCUCACUGUGCUGACUGAAGACCCACACAAGCUGCCAGCGGCCAGUGAGCAGGUGGUCCGGGACCUGAAAGGCUCCGACUAUAGCUGGUCCUACCAGACGCCUCCUUCCUCCCCCAGCAGCAAUGGCUCCAGGAAGAGCAGCAUGUGCAGCAUCCUCCAGAUGCCCUCUGCAGGGGCCCAUCGGCUCAGCAGUGUCUCCUCCCACGACUCCGGCUUCGUAUCUCAGGACGCCAACCCCCACUCUAAGCCUCCGUCGCCCAUGCCCUCUGACAUCGCCAGCCAGAAAUCCACAAGCUCAGCCUCCUCUGAGGCCUCAGAAACCUGCCCGUCUAUCAGCGAGUGCAACUCUCCCACAGCGUUUGGCUCAUGCUCAUCCUUCGGUACCUUCCGCCCUGCUUUCUCUCACACUGGCGCCGCGAGGCCUCUCUCUGUCAUACUUCCUGCGUCCCCCACAUUUAACCACUCCCUCGGAUCCAGCACCCUCUCACCCACAUCAAAGAUUCCUAGCUGGAAGGACUGGGCCAAAGCCUGCGAGCCAUCACUGGCCAGCACUCUGCAGCGUCGGAGGGAGUCCGUGGAUAAGAUGAGAGAGCUGGAUGCUCCGCCCGGUCCGCUGGGCUAUUCUGGGAUGCAGCCGGAUGAGCCGCACAGAGGGAGAAGUGGCCCGGGAGCCAUUGCAGCCAAGCACGGGGAGCCGCUCUCCCCCGCAGCCAGCACUCUGGCAAUGGUUCUGACCAGAGGCCUCAGCAUGGAGCAGCAGCAGAAGAGCAGCAGGGACUCCCUGCAGUACUCCAGCGGCUACAGCACCCAGACCAACACCCCCUCCUGCUCCGAGGACACCAUUCCCUCACAAGGUUCGGACUAUGAGUGCUACUCCCUCAACGGCGAUGCCGACGGCGAAGGACAGGCGGACUUUGACAAGUCGUCCACCAUCCCACGCCACAGCAACAUCGCCCAGAGCUACCGCCGCAUGAUCCAAACCAAGCGGCCAGCCAGCACCGCGGGUCUGCCCGCGGGCAAGACCCCGCCGUGCGCUCCCAACGGCGCCAGCCGGAGCGGCGCCGGGGCCAUCACCUCGGGGACGGCAACCAUCCGCCGGACCCCGUCGUCCAAAACCGGAGUGAGACGCACGCCGUCCACGUCCGGCCCCAUUCCCAUUAGGCCGCCCAUUGUGCCGGUUAAAACCCCAACGGUGCCAGAUUCGCCGGGCCACGCCAGCCCGUCCCGGUACCGCGCGGGCAGCGAGGAGUUCCUUUACGGCGAGGAGCCAAUCGGCGGCGGCGGCGACCACACGAGGGCCUCUCCGAAGCGGAUGAGCCUCCCCGACGCGGCCUGGGGCGGCGGAGGGGCGGAGCCGGGCGCUCACUGCCAGCAGGCCGCCCGCAGCUCUGAGGAGGACCCUCUGCUCGCCGCCAACCGCCACAGCCUGGUGGAGAAGAUAGGGGAGCUGGCCGCCAGCGCGCACGCCCUCGGCGAGGGCCACUUCCCCUUCCACAGCCCGCCAGCAGGGGAUCGGGCUCGGCGUGCGACCCGGGAGGAGGAGGAGGCGCCCUCCACGACCAGGGAGGACACGGACAUGCUGGUGACUAUACGCCGGGGGGUGCGGCUCCGCAAGGCGGUGACCGACGACCGGUCUGCCCCCGUGUUUCUGCGGUAGCUGUGGAGACGCAGCUGUGCUGCACUCGUUUUUAUUUUUAUUCUUUUUUUUUUUUUUUUUUUUUUUUUUACAAACUGAAGCUUCGUAGGGAAAAGCAACAGCGCUCAUGUGACACAGGUCAUAAAGAGGAUGCGAUGUGUUGAACGAAGGCCAGUGAGUGACACGAGUGUCCUCAUUUCAUGUUAUGUAUGUAUCGUGUACGUACAAAGUAAUCCCCAUUUUUUUUGGUUUUUAUUGUUCUCCUUUGUUUCCGUCUCUGGGCUUUGUGGCUGCGCUCCUCUGCUCCCCGUGUGACCGCCGUCUCACUCCGGUUUGUCCCCUUUUGCCCCAGUGAGGAGGACACCCUCCUGUCCUUGUCAUCGCUCUUAUGGUCAUUAUAUUAUUGUGCUUUUCUUAAUCAACAUAGCCAGCGGUCAGUGGGUUUGGGCCAAGUCUGUAUGUUGUGUUUCUCAUCAUUACUGUACAACUACCGUAUUACUGUUUUGGUUGGAUAAGCUGAACAGCCGCUGUGUAAGUCAUGUAAAAUAGGAGCAAUAUGGCAGUGUUUUUAUUGCUGUACUGUACAGUCAAUAUAUUCUGCAAUUAAACAGCCGUUUUACUGUUAAA
Messenger RNA from Pungitius pungitius (ninespine stickleback), 3171 nucleotides. RefSeq names its product MTSS I-BAR domain containing 2a (gene mtss1la). The record is from RefSeq and is a predicted model, not a curated record. The transcript has 15 exons. The coding region runs from base 238 to 2565 and encodes 775 amino acids. NCBI's taxonomy places the organism in Eukaryota, Metazoa, Chordata, Actinopteri, Perciformes, Gasterosteidae. Gene Ontology annotation, biological process: plasma membrane organization; cell projection assembly. Gene Ontology annotation, cellular component: cytoplasmic side of plasma membrane; actin cytoskeleton. Gene Ontology annotation, molecular function: actin binding; phospholipid binding.